This is a messenger RNA of Dovyalis caffra, 891 nucleotides long. The record is from the annotation of a GenBank genome assembly. NCBI's taxonomy places the organism in Eukaryota, Viridiplantae, Streptophyta, Magnoliopsida, Malpighiales, Salicaceae.
AUGGCUGCAGUAGCUCAAGUCUCUGCUUCUCUCUGCCUCUCCAUUCACGGUGUUAGUGUUGUUAGCUCAUCAAGCACCCACCUUCCCUUUUCCCGAUUGCCCACUUCUAGUUUUGCACGAAAUGGGACUACUUUCGCUACUGGGUCUCCACUCUUGAUAUCAAGAACUUCUCAUCAGAAAAGGGCUUCAGGGAGAACAACAUUUGUUUCUGUAAGAUGUGAGCAAAGUACCGAGGGUGGCAGCGGUGUGGAUGUAUGGAUUGGACGGCUUGCAAUGGUUGGCUUUGCUGGGGCUAUUAGUGUUGAAGUAGCUACAGGAAAGGGACUUUUGGAGAUCAGUGUUAUGGGAGCAAUCAUUUCCCGACUUGCAAGAAGAUUCCUUCCAAAGAUUGAAAUUAGAAUUCUCAUGGUGGGGCUUGAUGCAUCCGGGAAAACAACCAUUCUGUACAAACUAAAGCUCGGAGAAAUUGUUCUUACAGUACCUACAAUCGGUUUUAAUGUGGAGACAGUGGUGUACAAAAAUAUAAGUUUCACUGUGUGGGAUGUAGGAGGACAACAGAAGAUUCGGCCUCUAUGGAGACACUACUUUCAGAAUGCCCACGGACUCAUCUUUGUCGUGGACAGCAAUGAUAGGGAGAGAAUUUCGGAAGCUCGCAAUGAACUACAUAGCAUUUUAUCUGAUAUCGAACUAAAGGAUGCAAUACUGCUCGUCUUAGCCAACAAGCAGGACGUUCCGAAUGCUAUGUCUGUUUCUGAGGUUGCUGAAAAGCUUGGACUGUUUGCUCUUAAACAGCGUCGCUGGCACAUUCAAAGCUCUUCUGCCACGUCUGGGCGUGGACUAUAUGAAGGUCUAGACUGGCUAUCUAACAAUAUCUCCAACAAGGCAGCAUAA